UUUCCGGUGACGUUGUCAGCCUGCGCCACCUGUCUCAAACUUUUGCUGUGUAAUCUGUACAUCCGCGGUAAAGAGACGUCUUCUGUUAUAAGUAUUUGUAAUUAUUUUAGCUCAUAACCAAUACACAGGAUGGAAUAUUUGAUCGGGAUUCAGGGGCCGGAUUUUGUCCUCGUCGCUGCCGACAAUGUUGCAGCCAGCAGCAUCAUUCAGAUGAAACACGACUAUGAUAAGAUGUUCAAGCUCAGUGAGAAGAUUUUGCUGCUGUGUGUUGGGGAAGCAGGAGACACAGUACAGUUUGCAGAGUACAUCCAGAAGAACGUUCAGCUCUAUAAAAUGAGGAAUGGUUAUGAACUCAGUCCAGCAGCAGCAGCAAACUUCACACGAAAGAAUCUUGCAGACUACCUUCGGAGCAGGACUCCAUAUCAUGUGAACCUGUUGCUGGCGGGCUAUGAUGACACAGACGGCCCGGGUCUCUUCUACAUGGACUACCUGUCUUCCCUGGCCAAGGCCCCCUUCGCUGCCCAUGGCUACGGAGCCUUUCUCACUCUGUCCAUUCUGGACCGCUACUACAGACCAGAUAUAACCCGCGAUGAGGCAGUGGAUCUGCUGAAGAAGUGCAUUGAAGAACUGAACAAGCGCUUCAUCCUGAACCUCCCAUCCUUCAGUGUGCGUUUGAUUGACAAGGAGGGCAUCCAUGACCUGGAGAAGCUCACCCUCGGCGCCAAGUGACCGCUCACUGCUUAACUAUCAAGCCUGACUCCCUUCACUUCUUCUUCUUUUUUUUUUUUUUUUUUGUACUGUUGACCUCCUUGCUCUUUCUGUUCCAAUAAAAAGUGACACACAGUUGA
Molecule: messenger RNA, 848 nt
Organism: Toxotes jaculatrix (banded archerfish)
Lineage: Eukaryota; Metazoa; Chordata; Actinopteri; Toxotidae
Gene: psmb2
Product: proteasome 20S subunit beta 2
Exons: 6
Coding region: 130-729 (199 amino acids)
Biological process (GO): proteasomal protein catabolic process
Cellular component (GO): nucleus; cytosol; proteasome core complex
Molecular function (GO): peptidase activity
Source: RefSeq, a predicted model, not a curated record